GGAGCAAAAGGCAAAUUAAAAAAAAAAAAAAUUAAAAACAAAGAAAAAAGAAAAGAACAAUAAAAUUGAAUGUGAUAAUCUCGAAAGCUGUCUGUGACAUUGAGUGGGACACUCUCCGAACAAAGCCACCACCGCCAUGUUAGAACGUACACUCUCCUCCCGACGCGGCAACCCUCACGGCGAAGGAGACGACGACGUGGGCGUCAAUGGUGACGAAUCAAAGACGAAGAAACAGCAACACAUCCUCUUCCGGUUUACAAACAGAGCUUCAACCUACUUCUCCCGAACGUUAGGUUUUGGUGGCCUUUACGUCCCGUGUGUCGCAAUAGCAUUGCUUCUCUUAUUAGCUUUCUCUUUCAUCUUCACCUCUCGCGGCUUCGUCUGCAUCUCAUCUUCCUCUUUCUACCGACCCGCUUCUCGCGCCGCUUUUUUCGGUCUCGAUGGUCUCGACUCCGAUUUUGGAGUCCUCGGUGUGCCCUGCUGCAGAUCGAAACACGGUAAAACUGUAGAAUGGACAUCGAAAGAUCUGCUUAAGGGUCUAGAAGAGUUUGUUCCUAUAUAUGAAACACGGCCAAUCAAAAACAACAUGUAUGGGAUGGGUUUCGAUCACAGCUUUGGGCUUUGGUUUAUGGCUCGCUGGCUGAAACCGGAUCUGAUGAUCGAGAGUGGUGCUUUCAAGGGACAUUCGACUUGGGUUUUGCGGCAAGCUAUGCCAGACACACGGAUUAUUUCUCUUUCACCUAGGCAUCCAGAAAAGUAUCUAAAAAAGGGACCUGCAUAUGUUGAUGGUAACUGCACAUAUUAUGCUGGAAAGGACUUUGUAGAUUUUGGAAGUGUUGACUGGCCAAAAGUGAUGAGCAAACAUGGGAUUACUGACCUUAGUCGGGUUCUUAUAUUUUUUGAUGACCAUCAGAAUGAAUUGAAAAGAAUUGAACAAGCUCUGAAAGCUGGGUUCCGGCAUCUUGUUUUUGAGGAUAACUAUGACACUGGUACUGGUGACCAUUAUUCAUUGAGGCAGAUAUGUGAUCAAGUUUAUAUACGAGGUGGGGGACACAGUUGCUUUAAAGACAGUGAUGAAGCUAGGAUCAGGUCAAGAAGGAAGCAAUUCUGGGAGAAAGCAGUUGAUAUGGAAGAACUGUGCGGGCCAGGGGAAGCAUGGUGGGGAGUUAGAGGGUACAUGCGUGACAACUUCAAUCACAGUAAUAAGCCAAUAUCUUAUGCACAGCAUUUCCAGAAUAGCCGGUAUGUUGAAUCUAUUCUUGAUGUGUACUGGGAACUCCCACCGGUUGCUGGUCCAUCCCUCACCCAUCAAACCAGAUAUGAUCCUGCUCGUGCUCCCAAUCCUGUUGUUGAAGAUGGGCGAUAUGGUUUGUUCCAGCGGCUUGGUUUGGCUAAACUUGACAAAUCUGUAUUUAAUGGAUACACUCAGAUGGUUUAUUUACAGAUAUCUGAACAAUAAUUUACAGUUGCUUAGACAAGGGUACGAUGUAGUUGAAUGAAUUUGUGUACCUGUAUUAUGUACGAAUAUUUGUUUCAGCCUGAUUUGGCUUAAGAUAUAGUUCUUUUAUUCUUCUUCC
Molecule: messenger RNA, 1577 nt
Organism: Cicer arietinum (chickpea)
Lineage: Eukaryota; Viridiplantae; Streptophyta; Magnoliopsida; Fabales; Fabaceae
Cellular component (GO): endomembrane system
Source: RefSeq, a predicted model, not a curated record